GUCAUGGACGACAUCUUUAGAACUGAAGAAUGGGAUGAGGUAAAAUCUGUUUUUCCUAAUUGCUUUAAUGGAAGCAGAAUAUUGAUCACUAGCCGAAAUAGAGAAGUGGCUUUACUUGCAAGCGAUACUCCUCCCUACAUUCUCCCACUUCUUAAUCAAGAUGACAGCUGGGAACUCUUUAAGAAAAAGGUGUUUCGAAAUGGAGUUUGUCCUCCUGAAUUAGUAAUUCCAGGGAGACAAAUCGCAGAAGGUUGUAAGGGAUUACCCCUUUCAAUUGUGGUACUUGCGGGCCUUUUAGCAAAGAAGGAGAAGUCAUUAUACAUAUGGUCGAAAUAUGUUGAUCAUGUAACUUGUUUGGAUACUGAUAUGUGCCAGAAAGUUCUAUCCUUAAGCUACACGGAUCUGCCCCGACGCUUGAAACAAUGCUUUUUGUAUUUUGGCAUGUACCCAGAAGACUUCGAGAUACCUGUAAAGCGAUUGAUGCACCUAUGGGUGGCGGAGGGUUUCAUACAACACAAUGACCAUAGAUAUUCUGAGGAUGAUGCUGAAAUCUACUUGGAGGAGCUCAUUGAUCGAAGCUUGAUCCAAGUGGCUAGGAGGAGGUCAGAUGGAGGAGUAAGGACAUGCCGUAUCCAUGAUCUUUUGCGAGAAUUUUGCAUAAAGGAGAGUGCAGAAGAGAUGUUUUUUGCGGUUCAUUCAUAUAACCGUUCGAUCCCGAACAAUUGCCGCAGGCUAUCCAUCCAAGUUAACAAUGCUAAGCAAUACAUUAAUGCCAACCCCUCUAUCCCUACAAGCGCCCGUUCUUUGUUCUUCUUUGCUGAUGACGACUGGAAUUUGAAGAAGGAUGCUGUUAGCUUGAAGUGGGUUCAAAAGAAAUUCAAAUUUCUUCGUGUGCUUAAUAUUCAGAAAGUAGCAACUACAGAAUUUAGAGGAAGCAUAGCAAAAUUUAUCCAUUUGAGGUACUUGACGAUACGAUUUUCUUCUUAUACAACUGUUUUUCCUGAUUCUAUUGUCAAGCUUACGAAUCUAGAGACUCUUUACGUAGAGAGCUAUGGGUUAAAGAAAUGUUUGCUGAAAGGGAUAUUUAAACUGAAACAUUUAAGAAAUCUGUAUCUGCGUGGGGUAAGGGUAUUUUCAUUUGAACCUUGCGAUUCGGAGGAAGCUCUAGGGAGCCUCCAAGUCCUUUCUGGCCCAGCAAUUUAUUGUGAUCCUCAAAAGCGUAGUUUCCCUGCCAUACUGGAAAAGUUUCCUAAUCUUAGGAAAUUGAAAAUACAAAUUGUGGAGGAGCAUCGUGAUGAUGGCAAAGAAGUAGUUUCUAUUCCAAGCCUCCACCAUUUAGCUCAUCUUGAAAUAUUGAAAAUUAGGACUUUCGGAAUAUAUGAUCAAGCUGGUCGCAUACCAUCGAGAUUCACCUGUUCUCCGAAUUCAAUUCCAUCGAGAAUCACAAAGCUAACCUUAAGCCAUGUUGUUUUAGAAGUCAGAUGCGUGACAAUGCUGGGACAGCUUCCCAGUCUUCGGGUCCUCCAACUAGAAUAUACAGAUCCUGAUUUAUCUGAUAAAAGCAUUCACGUCAUUGCAAAUUCGUUUCCUCAACUCCAAUUCCUCAAAUUGGAACUUUUGUCAAUCGAAAAAUGGGAACAGGAGGGGGGGGUGCAAUGCAAGCCUUAAGCAUUUAGUUAUCAGUUAUUGUUAUGGCUUUACUAGCCUACCAGAACUAUUGAGAUUGACCAGUUUGCAAUCUGUGAAGGUGAUACAAUGUCCAACAUUGGCUACAAUGCUUAGGGAAUCGCAGACGGAAGUUGGGUUUAAUCUACUGAUCAAUAAUUGAUCAAUUUUCUAAUCUACUGGAGAUCGAACAUGCGCGCUGAGAACUUCAACAGUCUUCCUUUCUAUUGCUCUUACUCGAGGUUGUCCUCCUUGAUCAAUUGCUAUUAUGAGUUACAUGCGUGGAUGGCUGCCCCCCGCUCUAUG
Messenger RNA from Corylus avellana, 1971 nucleotides. Its product is annotated as disease resistance protein RPP13-like. Gene Ontology annotation, biological process: defense response to other organism. Gene Ontology annotation, molecular function: ADP binding. The record is from RefSeq and is a predicted model, not a curated record. Lineage: Eukaryota; Viridiplantae; Streptophyta; Magnoliopsida; Fagales; Betulaceae.